AUGAUUCUAGAGAUUUCUGGGACGAAUUUGGCCGGUGAUGGGGUCGCCCAGCAGGUGCAUGGAAAAGGUAUUGCAGAGUGGGAAGAUGGUGGUGACGCUGUAGCAGAAACUGUUGAGAAAUGCUGUGAUAUUCCUGGACUUAAUUCCAGGUCCCUACGUCCUUUGGAGUACCUUGGUCUUUACGGAUCUGCUCAUGAUGCCUCUCGUCGGCAUUGCAUCGCUAAGGUGAUCGGUGGAGAUAAGGAUGAGCUACAGAUCAUCAGUGCUGCCAGAGUAUUUAUUGACCGACAGGAAGUGUUGGAACGAAUUUUGAAUGAUCUUUUCCAUCUUUUCCGUACCGAGGAGGGAAAAUAUGUUUCGCACUGUCUUCGUCUCAUCCUUUGUGCUAUGGAGGUUUGCAAACUAACCACUAAUAAUUUUAAUACACCCAACCGAGAAACAUAUCCAAAUAAGUGGGAGUGCUUCAUUAUUCUAUAUCGUGAAAAACAAUCAAAGUCUGGGCCUCAACAGCCCAGUCCAUGCUCUCAAGAGAAGGAUUUUAGAUUAAGGGCGAUGGAACUUCACGUCUCAGACUCUACUAUGAUGCGGAAUGGCUGCUUAACAAUUUGUCAUUUUAAAAUUCCACAUGACGUGAUGUUUGUCUAUGAGAAAUUGGUUAAAGUUUUGCUUGAAACUUUGGGUGUGCUAGUCAGCCCACCCCCAAACAAUGAAGACUUUAAUGAACGCAUUGCCAUAUAUCUCCUCAACUCAUUGGCAUGUCAAGUUGAAGGGGAACACAAACGACUUGUUGGAAAUUUGGGUGCUAUUCACAAGAUGCUAGGCCUGAUACAAAACCGACUUGGUCGUGCCGAAUGCGACGAUGUAAUGGAGAUUGCUUGGUCAACAAUGUGGAAUGUGACUGAUGAAACGCCAGAAAAUUGCUCCAAAUUCCUUGAACAUAACGGAAUGGCCCUGUUUCUCCAAUGUCUUAAUGCCUUCCCAGAUCAGCCAGAACUCUUACGAAAUAUGAUGGGCCUUCUUGGAAAUGUCGCUGAGGUGCCAGCACUUCGGAGCCACCUCAUGACAACAGCUUUUAUCAAAGUCUUUUACGAGCUCCUCAAUUCGAGACAGGAUAACAUCGAAGUUUCCUACAAUUCGGCAGGGGUGCUCGCUCAUAUCCUAAGCGAUGGGGAGGAGGCUUGGGCUGUCCGGGGUUCAGUCUGCGAGUCUAGCUUCCGAAUAAAAGAUCUUGUUCUUUCCUCUCAAUCCGUUGUCCACAUCACUUUAUUUAGCAGCCCAGAAACUGCUUAG
Folsomia candida is the source of this 1290-nucleotide messenger RNA. Its product is annotated as protein zer-1 homolog. Lineage: Eukaryota; Metazoa; Arthropoda; Collembola; Entomobryomorpha; Isotomidae. The record is from RefSeq and is a predicted model, not a curated record. Gene Ontology annotation, cellular component: Cul2-RING ubiquitin ligase complex.